Messenger RNA from Sinocyclocheilus rhinocerous, 1874 nucleotides. RefSeq names its product sugar phosphate exchanger 3-like. Lineage: Eukaryota; Metazoa; Chordata; Actinopteri; Cypriniformes; Cyprinidae. Bases 186 to 1640 code for a protein of 484 amino acids. Gene Ontology annotation, biological process: transmembrane transport. The record is from RefSeq and is a predicted model, not a curated record. Gene Ontology annotation, cellular component: endoplasmic reticulum membrane. The transcript has 15 exons. Gene Ontology annotation, molecular function: transmembrane transporter activity.
GACGUCCGUGUUUAUGCUUUAGCGUGUGUUUACGUUGCAUCCAGCAUCCUAAAAUAAUGACGAUAUUUUCCAGUCAGAGAUCGAAUCACAGCAAAUGAUUUAACCGUGUUUGUAGAUGGUGCAGUAGAGUGUCCUGAAGACUCCAGAUUCUCCACUUCCUCCCCCUCUUGAUCCAGACCCAUAUAAUGUGGCCCCUCUAUACCUAUCAUCACCUGCUAGCCUUUCUCCUCACGUUCCUCAGCUAUGUCCUGCUUCACUCAUCACGAAAGACUUUUAGUAAUGUGAAAGUGAGCAUCUCAGCACAGUGGACGCCAUCAGCAUUGCAGCAGAAUGGCAGCACUUCAUCUUUGUCUCCUGGGGAGACAUGGGAGGAAAACAAACUGUUUGCUGAUGUGGGAGAGGCCACACUGUUCCUGGGUGCUCUGGACUCAAUCUUUCUCUUCUCUUAUGCUAUGGGUUUGUAUAUCAGUGGAGUAAUUGGUGAUCGGUUCAACCUUCGCUAUGUUCUGACCUUUGGUUUAUGUGGAUCCGCUGUCACGGAAUUUGUGUUUGGCACUUUGACAGAGUGGCUUCACUUUUAUAACAUGUACUUUUACUGCAUCUUGUGGGUGAUAAAUGGACUGCUGCAAUCUACAGUUUGGCCUUGUGUUGUGGCCAUCAUGGGCAACUGGUUUGGAAAAUCUGGGCGAGGCUUUAUUUUUGGACUUUGGAGUGCAUGUGCGUCCGUGGGGAAUAUUCUGGGUGCGUUUCUUGCCUCCAGUGUCCUGAAGUAUGGCUAUGAGCAAGUCUUCCAGGCCCUGAAACAGUGCCAGACCAUCACACUACCACCACCAUAUUUUACUGCUGGACUAAGUGACUACUCUGAGACAGGUCUGAGAUCAGUGACAAGAGACUCAGACAGUCAGCGUCCUCUGAUGAGUGAUGAUGAAGAUGAGUUAUGUGAUGAUUACUCCAUACAGCAGCGGGAUGAGGAGCCUGAACCACAGCCCAAAGCCAUCGGCUUUCUCCAGGCCUUCUGCCUGCCAGGAGUCAUUCCUUAUUCUCUGGCCUAUGCAUGUCUGAAGCUGGUCAACUACUCUUUCUUCUUCUGGCUUCCAUUUUAUCUCAGCAACAACUUUGGCUGGAAGGAGGUUCAGGCCGACCGGCUAUCUGUGUGGUAUGAUGUGGGAGGCAUUGUUGGAGGAACAGUACAAGGCUUGAUCUCAGAUGUUUUGGGAAAGCGAGCUCCUGUGUUAGCGAUCAGUUUGCUGCUGGCCAUGGGAGCGUUAGUGGGAUACAGCCACUCUCCAAAUAACCAGCUGGUAAAUGGAGCUCUUCUAGCAACAACAGGUUUCCUUAUCGGAGGCCCAUCAAACAUAAUCAGUUCAGCGAUUUCUGCAGAUUUGGGUCGACAGGAAGCACUGCAGAAUAGUCAGGAGGCUUUGGCCACAGUCACAGGAAUAGUGGACGGCACAGGCAGCAUUGGAGCUGCAGGGGGACAGUAUCUGGUAUCACUUAUUGAGAGCAAAUUAGGAUGGAUGUGCGUCUUCUAUUUUUUCAUAAUCAUGACAGGGUGCAGUGUACUCUUCAUCAUUCCACUCCUUUACUAUGAAAUCCGCUCCUUGUGCCGAGACAGUCAAGCUCGAACGCAUCAGCUCUGAGUUGGACUUCCUUUGCCUGAAUCUGAAUGGAAAAAUAGGGACAUUUUGAAAAUACAGACAUCCUAUUUGAGAAUUCACCCUCUGUUUUGGAAUGUUGCUUUCAGCAACAGAAACCUUACAUUAAGUCUGGGUACUCCAUAUCAAGGCAAUGUUCAGACAGGCAGAAAAUAUGUGGUUUUUCUUUUAUUAAAGGGGUCAUAUGAUGCGAUUUCAAUUUUUCCUUUCUCUUUGAAG